AUGGCAUCCAGACCAUCUUCUCCUCCUUCACCUGUACGGUCUGAUGUUUCUAGUCUGGUAAGAGUAAUGGAAUCAUUUGUGGUGGCGAUGCAGCAGCAGAAUGCAUCCUUGACGCAACAAAACACAAUUGCGUUACAACAAUUGGAAGCUGCUAGGGUGUCAGCGGAGGCACAACAGAGGCAAUAUGUGGAAUUAAUGAAUGGUGGUGCAAGAAUUUCCACUGAUCAUUUUUAUAUUCCACCUACUCCAAUACAUGAAUGGAGCCUGGAGAAUUUUCUUCAACACCAUCCAGCUAAAUUCUGUGGCAAUACUAGUGCAGAUGAAGCAGACCAAUGGUUUAGAGACAUGGAGAGGAUUUUCAAUGCCAAAAACUGCCCAGAAGAGAAUAGAUUGGCUUAUACUGAAUAUUUAUUAUCAGCAGAGGCCAGUCACUGGUGGACCAGUACAAGGACAUUGUUGGAAAGAAGUGGUACCCCGAUCACCUGGAACUUAUUCAAGAAGAGGUUCUAUGCUGAAUAUUUCCCUGACAGUGUAAGGUUUACCAAAGAAGUGGAGUUUCUUCAGCUAGUGCAAGGAGGAAUGUCCGUGACGGAAUAUGCCGAUAAGUUUAAGCAUCUGAUCCGCUUCCACACUCUGGAUAUGGAUGAAGAAUGGCAAUGUAGGAAGUUUGAAAAUGGCCUUCGAGGAGAUAUCAAAUUGUUAGUAAAAGGUUUAUGUAUUAAGGAGUUUCCUACAUUAGUGGAGAGGGCCAAAGUGUUAGAAAAGACCAAGAAUGAAGUGCAAAAUCAGCAAAGACAGCCACAGAGGAUUGGUGGACCAUCUGGGUCCAAGUUCAAUCAUGGAGAUAACAAGUUCAAUCAUGGAGACAAGAGGAAGCCCUAUUCUAAACCUCCUUUUCAAGCAAACAAAAGACCUUCGUUUCAUCCAUCAGGUCAAGUAGGACAAUCUAGCGUGGUGAAAUGUUUUCGCUGUGGAGGACCACAUUAUAAGUCUGUUUGCCCUCAGUUAGUUGGUCCGAUGAAGUGUUAUACCUGCGGGAAGGAGGGACACUUUGCCAGGAAUUGUCCCACAUCUAAAGAAUCAAGGCUUCAACUACCAACUAAUUAG
This is a messenger RNA of Vigna angularis (adzuki bean), 1107 nucleotides long. RefSeq lists its product as uncharacterized. The transcript has a single exon. NCBI's taxonomy places the organism in Eukaryota, Viridiplantae, Streptophyta, Magnoliopsida, Fabales, Fabaceae. The record is from RefSeq and is a predicted model, not a curated record. Gene Ontology annotation, molecular function: nucleic acid binding; zinc ion binding. Bases 1 to 1107 code for a protein of 368 amino acids.